Salvelinus sp. IW2-2015 is the source of this 1128-nucleotide messenger RNA. The record is from RefSeq and is a predicted model, not a curated record. Lineage: Eukaryota; Metazoa; Chordata; Actinopteri; Salmoniformes; Salmonidae.
AUGCAGGACUCUGGAGAAAUGCUGCAGUGCAGUGAACUGUUUGAUACUCAGAUUGACUCAAACCAAAGAAAGCUGAAGAAUGAGCUGGUGGAGAUCAGGCGUAAGGGUUCGCGGCGCCCCCAAGAGGUUGGGGAGCGUCAAUGCGCCCGUUGCCUGAAGGGCCUGGGCCUGAUUUUCGACCGCGGGGAGCACUGUGAGCAGUGUCUACAGCGUGUCUGCAGCGACUGUCGCGUGAUGGCCCCUAAAGCAAAGCAUUGGAAGUGCUCCAUCUGUGCCAAAGUCUUGGAGCUGAAGGUGGUGACCGGGGAGUGGUUCCUAGAGGAGCGGUCCAAGCGGUUUGACAAGGGGACAGUGCUCAGCAGUGAUGUGGUCAAACAGUCUAUCAUGAGCAGCCCCGUAGGAAGCCCCCACAGGAAGUCCCCAGCGCCAGCUGACACACCUGAGAGGCCUGACACCCCAAAAUCAGGAAGAAGCGCCGUGAGGAACCUGGUGGAUGGUGCCAAGAGGAAAGGGAAAGGGUCCUUCAGGAGGGGGUCUUACAGGUUUGGGAGGGUGUCCCGCUGGUCUGGGUGGGAUCGUAGUCGUUCUGAGUUGGACCUGUCUGUUCCUGGUUCUGCCAGUGAUGAGGCCCUCAGUCUGAGGAGCCGCUCCGUUCCUGGGCUCAAUGACACGGAGUUUGAUGAUAAUGAUAAAGACGAGGACAUCGAUGCUCUGAUGUCGGCACACAGCAGGGCCGCCAGCCGACGCAUGAGCUGCGCCGUGUCUACGUCUUCUACUCCCGGCUCAGAGAGAAAAUGGGGCUACCUCAGUGUUCCUGGCGACUCGGAUGCAGAAACUACCAGUCUGAACAGUAUGAUGAGUAUGUACAGUGAGACUGGUGACUAUGGCAACGCCAACGUGAGUGGCGAGCUGCUGUUGAACAUCAGCUACAGCUAUAAGACAGGCGCUCUUAACGUCCUGGUGAAGGAGUGUCGCAACCUGGCCACCGGCGAUGAGAAGAGGCAACGCACAGAUGCCUAUGUGAAGGCCGUACCUCCUCCCACGCACAAGUUCCGCCGAGCAAGAGGAAAGACCCACGCAUCAAGACCCAAACACAAUCAACCCUGUAUUCACACGAUGAACCUCUAG